GGGGCGUGGCCGCGGCCCCCAGGAAAGCCGGGGGCGGGGCCGCCUGGAGCAUGAAGCGGGGGCGCUCGGCUCUCCUGCCUCACAGCUGCCGCGCGCCGGUGGGGGGAGCGUCCCCCGACUCCCGGCCGGCGUGCAGCCCUCUGACCCUGGACUUUCUCUGCCGCCGGAAACCGUCCGCUCGGGUCGUCGCCGGGGCCGUCCGCCGUUCCUGGCCCUGAGGGGCCCGGCCGACCGCGGCCAGGGUAGAGGUCAACAUGAGCUGGGGGCUCCUCUGGGCCGGCGCCGGGCAGGGGGCGGCGGUCGCAGUGCAGCUGUUGGUCACCCUGAGCUGCCUCCCGAGCGUUGUCGAGGCCCAGGUCACUGGAGUUCUGGGUGAUUGUUUGUGUGAUAUUGACAGCAUUGAUAACUUCAACACCUACAAAAUCUUCCCCAAAAUAAAAAAAUUGCAAGAGCGAGACUACUUCCGCUAUUACAAGGUUAAUUUGAAGCGACCAUGUCCUUUCUGGGCAGAAGACGGCCAUUGUUCAAUAAAAGACUGUCAUGUGGAACCCUGUCCAGAGAGUAAAAUUCCAGUUGGAAUUAAAGCUGGGCAUCCUAAUAAGAGUUACAGAGAGACAGAAAGAGAUCUUCAAUCUGCUGUUUCACUCCCCAAAUGGCCACAACGGCUGGGGCUGUGCCAGGCCAAAAUGAGGAGCCAGGAGCCAGGAGCUUCUUCCAGGUCUCCCACAUGGGUGCAGGGGCCCAAGGACCCGGGCCAUCUUCUGCUGCUUUCCCAGUACUUGAAAGUGGCAAACAAUACCAAAGAAUUAGAAGAUUGUGAGCAAGCUAAUAAACUGGGAGCAAUUAACAGCACCUUAAGUAAUCAAAGCAAAGAAGCUUUCAUUGACUGGGCAAGAUAUGAUGAUUCACAGGAUCAUUUUUGUGAACUUGAUGAUGAGAGAUCUCCAGCUGCUCAGUACGUAGACCUAUUGCUGAACCCAGAGCGUUACACCGGCUAUAAAGGGUCCUCUGCAUGGAGAGUGUGGAACAGCAUCUAUGAAGAAAACUGUUUCAAGCCUCGAUCUGUUUAUCGUCCUUUAAAUCCUCUUGCACCUAGCCGAGGUGAAGAUAAUGGAGAAUCAUUCUAUACGUGGCUAGAAGGUUUGUGUCUGGAGAAGAGAGUCUUCUAUAAGCUUAUAUCAGGACUUCAUGCUAGUAUCAAUUUACAUCUGUGUGCAAAUUAUCUUUUGGAAGAAACUUGGGGUAAACCUAGCUGGGGGCCUAAUAUCAAAGAAUUUAAACGCCGCUUUGACCCUGUGGAAACCAAGGGGGAAGGUCCACGAAGGCUAAAGAAUCUGUACUUUUUAUACUUGAUUGAACUUCGGGCUUUGUCAAAGGUAGCGCCAUAUUUUGAGCGCUCAAUUGUCGAUCUUUACACUGGAAAUGUAGAAGAAGAUGCUGACACAAAAAGCCUCCUACUGAAUAUCUUUCAAGAUACAAAGUCUUUUCCUAUGCACUUUGAUGAGAAAUCCAUGUUUGCUGGUGACAAAAAGGGAGCCAAAUCUUUAAAGGAAGAAUUUCGGUUACAUUUCAAGAAUAUCUCCCGUAUUAUGGACUGUGUUGGAUGUGAUAAAUGCAGAUUAUGGGGGAAAUUACAGACUCAGGGUUUAGGAACUGCCCUGAAGAUAUUAUUCUCUGAAAAAGAAAUUCAAAAGCUUCCAGAGAAUAGUCCAUCUAAAGGCUUCCAACUCACUCGACAGGAAAUAGUUGCUCUUUUAAAUGCCUUUGGAAGGCUUUCUACAAGUAUACGAGAGUUACAAAAUUUUAAAGUCUUACUUCAGCACAGUAGGUGCCAUUGUAUGUAAGAAAGAACAGCUAUUUUGGUCUUCAUCAGCAUUGCCUUCGGCUGGAAAUUUGGGAACAGUUCACAGUAAACCUCUCAGAAGUUUGCAAACUGAAGUAUCUGCAGAAACUGUAGCUAUUCACCAAAAAACAUACAGAUUAGAUGCAUGGUAUCAUGAAAAUUAUUUGGUACAAAACACACAAACCUAUACGUACUCUAAAGUAGUAUCUACAGGUGCACCUUUGAUUUGAACAAAAUUCCAAAUAAUUUGCUGUUAUACCUGCCAGAUUCUGGAAAAUGUGAAUUAAAGUACAUGUUUCUGCCA
Molecule: messenger RNA, 2147 nt
Organism: Oryctolagus cuniculus (rabbit)
Lineage: Eukaryota; Metazoa; Chordata; Mammalia; Lagomorpha; Leporidae
Source: RefSeq, a predicted model, not a curated record